This is a messenger RNA of Cooperia oncophora, 1593 nucleotides long. NCBI's taxonomy places the organism in Eukaryota, Metazoa, Nematoda, Chromadorea, Rhabditida, Trichostrongylidae. The record is from the annotation of a GenBank genome assembly.
AUGCCGAAGAAGUUACCAAACGAAGCUGCUCUUGUUCUGCGACGCAUGCCCAUUGUUGUAAUUCCCCGAAAGAGGAAAUACAAAAACUAUGUGUCACGUCGUCGAAACACACAUCUUUUCGCUAGUUUGCGCAAGUGCGUCUCCGAUCCGCUCAUGUACCGCAGCUUCAAUCAUUGGAAAAGUUUGUGGCGAGAGUUUUCGCCAAGCGAGGACUUGCCUUUGCCUUCAGCUGAUAUUCCGCGGCUAAUCGAUGAGGGAGGUACUCCUCGAACACCUGUUGUUACCACUGUCGUGGUAUCCCCAACAGUAGACGCAAAGAGAUCACCGUUAGUUGGGCAGGUUUCUGAGAAGAUCACUCAUGUCAGAAAGAAUGAAGUGAGCCAAGUUUCCCUUUGUAUCCCACUUCGGUCGGGAAAGGGAAUAACUGUACAAAGUGGAAGUUCAUCCAGGAAGGUCUCGUCACCUAGAACGUCUUCAACGUGUCCUUUUGCUAACACCAGAACACUAAAGAAACAAGCACUCAAUGCGGAGUGCCCCAUGGAAGAGUAUAGCAAUAACAGCUCAGAAGAAAAUGAUAACAAAGUACGAUUGUCCAUUGAAUUUACCACAGUGAAGGGUCCUACCAUUUCAGCUCUUGUGAAGUCAGGAGCUCCUUCUCCGGCAAGUUUUCCAAAAAGUUCUCCAGUAACAUUCGGUGAGAUAACUACGAUGAAUACACGCAAUAAGGCAAGAGAUCCGCCACACUUUGUCAUGGCGGAGCCUGCAUCUUCGGUGGGGCAGUGGAAGUUUGUUGCAGCUAAACCUUCGGCGCCGAAAGUUCUGAGGAAGGCAUAUGGCUCCAAGAGUGGAACAGCAAUUUGUGCUAUUGGCUCAUCAGUAACUGCGGCUUCCGCUAAUGAUGUCAGCACUGAAGAUCAGCGUGUUAUUGAAAAAAAGGUAACACUUCGAAAGAGGAUGGAACAGGUCAAGGAAGCAGCGGCUGUACAGAUGCCAUUGAAGUGUCAAAUGGAUAUUGGAGAAAAGUCUAAUCAAGCAGAUGAGCAGAAGGCUAAGAAGACGAUGAAUGCCAUUGCUGCGGCGUUUUCUACACAGUCAGUUUCAGUUGAUGUGCCUGAAAAUACAAAUUUGGAGGAGAAGAAAAAAGUCGUGAGGGACGCUAUUUCGAAGGCGCCCCUGAAGGGUAUCACCUCGGCCACUGCAAAUUUGCUGGCUCAACUUCAACUUCCACCCACAGUUUCUGCUAGGGUUGAUAAAAUUAUUGCAUCAGGACAGAACGCAAGACUGCAGAAAUUGAAUGACCAGAGAGCGCGUAUGAAGGCUCAUCUCGAUCGGCAAAUUGCGGGAGUGUUGCCAGACGAUGAUGACGGCCAUCUGGUUUUCAAAAAGAACGACAUACUUCACGGGCGAUGGGAGCUUCGUGAAGAGCUUGGGGAAGGUACUUUCGGAAGAGUAAUCAAGGCCUACGACAAGCAGAGGGACAAAAUGAGAGCCGUGAAGAUUGUGCGCAAUGUUCACAAAUAUCGAGAUGCAGCUUAUUUAGAAAUCAAGGUUCUUACUAAACUGAAACAGUUGGACCCGAACGGAACGCAGUAA